UCACCACACUUAUGUUACUACCCACAAUGAAGGUAGUAACAUAGUCUAGGGAUAUGUGUAUGUUACUCUCCCCUGUGGCUAGUCUAAGCUUCCUUCAUUUAAGUGGUUUGUAUAGGUCCGCGCGCUUGGUAUUGGUUCUUUCCGGGGUCAACAAACUCCCCUCUCUCCUCUUAACUACCUUGCCACAUCAGAUAUUUUUGCCUAUGUGGCAUGCUUUCUUGCACAUGUACACCAUGUAGCACUGGGAAGGGCCUCAGGCCUCUUCCAAUGAAGGGAUGUUUAGGUAAGGUGUUAAGUGUGUUAAAAUCUUAGCAACUAAUGUUCAUUGUGCAUGGGUGCUUAGGGUUUUGUAGCUAAGCUUGCUUUAUUUAGACUAGUCAUAGUGGAGAGUAAUUUACACUAGUGUCAUGCAUAUGACACUAGUCUAUGCUAUUAUCUUUAUAGUGGGGAGUAACAUCAAGGUAGUGUCAUAGGUGGUUGUAUUUAUUAGCUUGAAGACUCAUUUUGUCUUGGGAAGUGUUAUGUGAUGGUAACAUAUUAUGUUACUCAAAACACCUCUCUUCUUAUUAACUAUAUGUGACAUAAGCAAACUUAGGUUGGUUGUAGUGGGGAGUAUCAUGUAUAUGAUACUAGUGUAUGAUACUACCUCCCUAGUAUCAUGUAUUAGUAUCAUAUUGUACUUUAUUUUUUGUCAUGCAUGACACAUAGUAGCAUAGCAUUUAUUAUGAUAUGGUAUCAUGAUAUGAUAAUUAAUCCUCUCUUUCUUCAUUUAAUUACAUGUCAUCUCAUCAAAAUUGCCUACUCCCAUUUACGACCAACCUUAUCUUGAUCGAGUUACGCUAUGUUACUAGCUAAGUUUUACUCCCACCACGACCAGCCUUAAAUGUUUAGCAAUUAUAUCACUUCAUGCAUUGGUUGGUAGGUAUUUUGCAUAGAUCCAUGUGCUUAGUACUAUUUCCUUCUGGGGUCCCCGUAAUGCUCUCUUCUUUCUUUAAUUGCUUUGCCACAUCAUUUUUUGCCUAUGUAGCAUCCUUAACAUCUGCACACAGUGGAGCACUGGGAGGGCCAUCAUGAAAACAUUGUGUCCUCAUGGCACGAUCGCAUCUUUGUGCUACAAAUGUUGUGUACUUUGAGGUACAGCCUAUGCUGACCAACACAUGCAUAUAUGAUUAUUGAACUUCUUUUCUACAACUUCCAUAUAGUAAACUUCUUUUCAAUCAAAUGAACCAAAAUAAACACAGAAUUGUGGGCAGACUGGCCCGAGACGGGUGGCACCCUAGCUAGAACGAAGCGUGGCAACUUAGAGCAUGGUUAAUAAUAUCGUCAGCUACUGAAUAUAUAUGAUCUUGCCACAUCAUUUAUAGCCAUGCUUAUAACUGGUAAGUUUUUUUAAAGGGAACAGCAGGAGCUCUGCUUUUGCAUUAUAGUGGGAGAAGGAAACAGACAGUACGAGUACAAGAUCCAAACAUAACAGGAUCUCGGAUAAGAAAGAGCAACUCGAAACAUUCAAAAACUACUUGAAAAACCCUUUACUUUACCUUAUGCUAUCACCACCUCUACAUGACCACUCGCUUCAGAGAAUAACUUUACAUCAUUUUUUAUCAAAUCAGCCAACAUUAACACAGUCAUCUCUUGCUGUUAACAAACCCUCCUGUUGCGUUCCUUCCAUAAGAGACAGGCGAUGUAGGCCGCCAAAGUGAUAACCUCAUUCACUUUGAUCUCAUUCCUCAGCCGGAGCAGAGCCUCCUUCACCAAUCUGUAAUUGACUUUGUUGAAGACAAACCGACAAGUACAAUAGUUGCAUAUAAAUAUGUACUAUUACCUCCGUCUAGGAGUCAUUCGUGUAGUUCUAGGUCAUCGAUUUGAGCAAUUAAAUAUGUGUUAUAUGUCAUGAAAAGUAUAUCACUAGAUUUCUACAUGAAUGUAGUUUCUAAAUAUACAUUUUUUGUCACAUAUAAUACAUAUUUAGAUAGUUAAAUUGUCGAUCUAGAACGACGCGAAUGACUUAUUCACCGAGACGGAGGUAGUACUUUUUUGAUACAUGGUCCAUCUCUCUCACACACAAUAUGCUUAGGAGCAUGUGCUGCAGCCGGCUGUUUCAGUAGCCCGUUUUCUUUCUCUCUUCUACAACUCAUCCAAAAUAUAAUAUUCAAAGCCUUACAGCCCAUCUGAAUCAUCCUACAGUAUUGUACCCCUCCUCGGUACUUGAACACAUGCCUAGGAAUACUAUCUCUGUCCGGGUUUAUUGGUCCCCAUUGUAUUUUGUGCCAAAUUUUGACCAUAGAUUAAACUAACAAAAUGUUCACACAUGUCACCAAACAUUAUAUUUUUGAAAACUAUGUUCAAAUACGAAUCCAAUGAGAUAAUUUUUCUUAACAUGCAUUAACAUUUUGUUAGUUAAAUCUUUAGUCAAAAUUUGGCACAAACUACGAAGGGGACCUAUAAAUCAGGACGGAGGUAGUACAUGCGAGUACUUGCUGUUAUUCAUCGGAACGGGGCGAGUAGAACGGUCAAUUUCAUUUCAUGCAUUUUACAGCUUUGGCCUCAUCGGAUUCGACGACCACUUUUAAUUACCUCUUCCAAUUCCCAAGACGUCACAUUUUAAUCACUUGCUGAUUAGUUCCGCGGACCCAUGCUUGCGUGAUUUCCUCCUCCUUGGUACUUAGGCUGGUCAUAGUGGGAAGUAACUUAGACUAGUAACAUGCAUAUUACUAGUCUAUAUUACUACCUUUAUAGUGCAUAGUAUCAUAUAGUAGUAUCAUAGAUGGUCUCAUUUAUUGCCAUGCAUGAUACAUAGUAGCAUCACAUUUAUUAUGUUACGGUUUCUAUAACCAUCUCUCUCUUCUUUAAUUACCUGCCACAUAAGCACGUUGGCGAGUCCCAAGUACAUGUUACUAUUUAUGUUACCCCACUAUGGCCAGCCUUAAACAAGCCACAGCAGAGGCCACCGGGCACCGGCAUUUCCCUGCCUCGCCCCUUGGACUCCACCUGAACCAGUAUGGCCGCCAUCAACUCAAGCUCGCCGUGGACAGAUCCUGCAACCGUGUGUUGUUCGCCGACGCCGGCUCCGACUUUGUCGACGUACUCCUCUCCUUCCUCACUCUGCCGCUCUCCGCCCUCCAGUGCUGCGCCUCAGGAGCGCCAUCGCCGGGUUGCCUCUCCAACCUCUGCGACAGCGUCGAGCGUAACAGUAGGAAGCUGAAGGUUGAGGCCUGCCAUGGCAUGCUUCUCACGCCUGCUCACACCGAUGAGUUCCGGUGGUGCAAGUCCACUCACAUCCCUCCCGGAGGGGCCAGGCUCGGCUCGUCAUCUCACAGUUCCUGCAAGUGUUGGCUAAUCAUGGCUAGAGUUUUGCAUGUCUUCGAGCAAGUGGGCAGGAUAGGCACGAGUACAGACUUUGUAGAUGACAAACAACGGUUUGUGAUCAGUGAUGACAUGAGAAUCAAGCCAGCAUCCACCAGCAGCAUGCAGUCCCUGCCGCAGGCGUUUGGUUCUGAUGGGACCGUCCAUAACUUUGAGGUGGUCGAACAGUUGGUUGGGUGGGAGCAGGUUUUGUCCAUGCUGAAGGCCUCUCCUUCAUCAAAUACAGUACUCACUGAUGCAUUUCUUGCAAAUGGAACCGAUGAUAUGGCUGCCCGUGCUACCGUGAAAGUGAAGCCGAGUAUCAAUCACAAAAUUCUACCGUCCGAUCAGGAUGCUGCAGGUCUCUUUUCACAAGAAAGUAAGAUCAAGGUCUUCUUCGACACCCGUGAGAAGAAGGUCAUGUAUGCGGAAUGCAACCAUGAGUUCAUCGACCUGCUCCUUGGAUUCUUGACUUACCCUAUCAGCUGUGUGAUCAAAACCACGGGGCCUGGCGCUUGCCAUCUUGGAAGGUGGUCCGACAAUCUCUAUGGAAGCGUCACCGAUCUCCUCAAUGCUAAGUGCUUCACGAGAUGCCUCGCCCCUAUGAUGUUACUGGAUCCAAGCGCUAUGCCGUUUAUCGCUUUGAGCAACAUGACGUGCCAUGCGGCCCUUAACUGCGGCUGCCCCAAGGAUGAUAUAUUACCGUACUGCUUCCGUCGUGAGCUUGUUGAGAGCGGGAGGUAUGUAGUGGAUGAUGAUCUACUUGUACAUCAGGGCUCUGCCAUGUCUGUGAUGAAGCAUUGGUGUGGGAGAAACAAGGUUAUGGUACUGGAAAUGGACAUUACCAUCGGGAAGCCGGAGGCCCUUGCGCUGCUGAGAGCGAUGCUUACCUCGAAGGCGCUACACAAAACCACACUCGUGCUCACCGACGUAUUCAUCGACAGGCUGGAGGAACAUUUCUCCCAGAAGAAGAUACAGAUAUUCGCUAAGACCGCCAAGGGUAAGACCAUAACCGUGGAGGUUGCGAGAGCCGACACCAUUGCCACUGUCAAGAGCAGGAUCAAGGAUAAGGUAUCCAUUCCAGCAGGAUGUCGUCAUGAGUUGGUCUACGGUAGCAGAUAUCUGAAAGAGUCGUGCACCGUUGCCGAAUGCAACCUCGUCAGAGAAUGUACCGUCACCUGCGAAUUCUACAAGAAGUGA
This is a messenger RNA of Triticum aestivum (bread wheat), 4542 nucleotides long. RefSeq lists its product as uncharacterized. The transcript is spliced from 5 exons. NCBI's taxonomy places the organism in Eukaryota, Viridiplantae, Streptophyta, Magnoliopsida, Poales, Poaceae. The coding region runs from base 2914 to 4542 and encodes 542 amino acids. Gene Ontology annotation, molecular function: protein binding. The record is from RefSeq and is a predicted model, not a curated record.